CAAUAAAGUUCCAGAUAGGCCUUAACGGUUGAGGCGCGCCAAAACCCGCUCACUCUCUCUGCAACUAUGGCAUUCCCUUUAUCCUGCGCCACCAUCUCUCACAACCUCUCCUUCAAUGCCUCCACUCGCAGGCUUAGUUUCAGACCAGCCCAUUUCAUAUUCUGCUUCAACAGGAUCGACCCACAAAAAUUGGGCCGCUCCAGAGUCCAUUGCAUCUCCAACAAGAAUCUAUCAGAGGAACUCAAAGACCAACGCAGUACUCUUUCCAAUUCCUACAUGUCAACUAAUGGAUAUAAAAAGAAACUUGAGAGUUUAAUUGCUGUGAUCCUUGUGGUUGUCCAAAUAUCCUCUCCGCUUCCUUUGGUUGGUUGGGAGUUUUGGCCUAUAUCACCUGCGAACGCGGUUCUUUAUUCUCCAGACACUAAGGUUCCCAGAACAGGAGAGUUAGCUUUAAGGAGGGCUAUACCUGCAAACACAAACAUGAAGGCCAUGCAGGAUUCUCUGGAGGAGAUACUUUACUUGCUGAGAAUCCCACAGAGAAAGCCUUAUGGAACCAUGGAGGGGAAUGUGAAAAAAGCUCUAAAGAUAGCAACAGAUGAAAAGGACUCAAUUUUGGCAAGUGUACCCACAGACUUGAGGGAGAAGGCUUCCACCUUACAUGCAUCUCUUAUCGAUGGAAAGAAUGGAUUGCAAGUUCUUCUUGGAUAUAUAAAGGAUAAGGAUGCAGAUAAAGUAUCUGUGGCCCUUGCAUCUUCACUGGAUACCAUUGCUGAGCUUGAGUUAUUACAGGCUCCAGGCCUGUCAUUCUUGUUACCUGAGCAAUACCAGAGAUACCCAAGGCUUACAGGGAGAGGAACUGUUGAAUUAAUCAUUGAGAAAGGUUACGGUUCAACAUUUUCUCCAGAAGCUGGUGGCGAACCAAGAAAGACAGCCAGUAUUCAGGUUGUUAUAGAUGGAUAUUCAGCACCAUUAACAGCGGGUAAUUUCGCAAAACUGGUAAGUGAUGGGGCAUACAAUGGGGCAAAGCUCAGCUCGACCGACCAAGCUAUUCUCUCAGAUAGUGGUCUUGACAAGAACAGUGGUUCUAGUGUUCCUUUAGAAAUCAAGCCAUCUGGGCAAUUUGAGCCCUUGUAUAGAACAAAAUUAGAUGUCCAGGACGGGGAGUUGCCAGUUCUUCCGCUAUCUGUUUAUGGAUCAGUUGCAAUGGCACAUAGUGAAGCCUCUGACGAGUACUCCUCACCAUAUCAGUUUUUCUUCUAUCUUUAUGAUAAAAGAAAUGCUGGCUUGGGAGGAUUAUCAUUUGAUGAAGGAGAAUUUUCAGUUUUUGGAUACACAACAGUUGGGAAAGAUAUUCUUUCACAGAUAAAAACUGGAGAUGUGAUUCGAUCUGCAAAGUUGGUCGAAGGUCAAGAUCGUCUAGUGCUGCCAAAUGAGAAGUGAUUUGUUCUCUUGCCACACCAGGACUUCUUUCAUUCUUUACAUCUGUUGUGUUUUAGUCUUUUAGAAGGUAGCAGCAGCAGCCUGAUUUUCUUGGUGCAGGUUGUGUACGGUUGUACCUGAACUUCUCCUCCCAUUCCUCUUGUAUCGACAAUAUAAAUAUUGACUAAAAGAAGUGUUAUAAGAUUACAAUCAACUAUACUGGAUCAUUAUUCCAAUUUCCAGCUUA
Molecule: messenger RNA, 1666 nt
Organism: Rosa chinensis
Lineage: Eukaryota; Viridiplantae; Streptophyta; Magnoliopsida; Rosales; Rosaceae
Product: peptidyl-prolyl cis-trans isomerase CYP37, chloroplastic
Exons: 12
Coding region: 67-1440 (457 amino acids)
Biological process (GO): protein peptidyl-prolyl isomerization
Molecular function (GO): peptidyl-prolyl cis-trans isomerase activity
Source: RefSeq, a predicted model, not a curated record